GGGGAGGUAGGGAGGACGCUAUCCAAGGAGGCCUCCACCCACAGGAAGAGGGCAGAGUGAGUCUGUGACGGGAGAUACUAGAGGGGGACCCAGACCGUCUGUCCAGCAGGGAAUGAUCCAUUUCAGGGAACACGGUGGAGCCUGUCUGUUCUGACGAUGCAGACAUGUCUGUUCAAUAAAUUACACAAGGAAAUGACUGAAUUGAGUGAGUGGGAGAGCAAAUAAAGACGCAGAUAAGAGGGGUGGCGAUGGAAUGCGUGAAUGGGGUUUCAGGCCCUGCGCCACCAGAGCUCCAGAAGGCUUCCCGGGUCCUGGCUGAGGAAGGAUCCCAGAGCCUAGCAGCAUUCACGUGUAUGUGAGGAGAAAACUGACCUUUUCCGCUGUCCUUGGCUACUCCUCUCCCAGGAAUCCUGACCAAACCAGAUCUCGUGGACAAGGGUACCGAACACAUGGUCGUGAAAGUGGCUCAGAACCUCACGUACCAUCUGCAGAAGGGCUACAUGAUCGUGAGGUGCCGGGGACAGGAGGAGAUCUACAACAAGCUGAGCCUGGCCGAGGCAACCGAGAAAGAAACGAUGUUCUUCCAAACACAUCCGUAUUUCAGAGCUCUCCUGGAGGAAGGAAAGGCUACGGUGCCCCGUCUGGCAGAAAGACUGACCAAUGAGCUCAUCUUGCACAUCAAUAAAUCACUCCCGUUGUUAGAAAAGCAAAUAAGGGAGAGCCACCAGAGGGCGACAGAGGAACUGCACCAGUGUGGAGACAACAUCCCCAGCAAUGAAGCCGAUAGAAUGUUCUUUCUGAUCGAGAAAAUUAAGGUGUUUAAUCAGGACAUUGAAAAGUUAAUAGAGGGAGAAGAAGUCGUAAAGAAGAAAGAUACCCGCUUAUUUAACAAAAUCAGGGAGCAUUUUGAAAGCUGGGUACUUGUACUCACAACCAAUACCCAAAAAGUUAAAAAUAUUAUUCACGAAGAAGUCUCAAUAUAUGAAAAGCAGUAUCGCGGUAGAGAGCUUCUUGGAUUUGUCAGCUACAAGACGUUCGAGACCAUAGUGCACCAGUAUAUGGAGCAGCUGGUAGACCCCGCGCUCACCGUUCUCCACCAGGCUGUUGAAGUUGUCCGGCAAACGUUCGCCGAUGCAGCCAAGAGGCAUUUUAGUGAAUUCUCCAACCUCAAUCAUACAGCCCAGAACAAGAUUGAAGACAUAAGAACGAGACAAGCAGAAACAGCAGAAAAUCUGAUCCGACUUCAGUUCAGAAUGGAGCAGCUGGUUUAUUGUCAAGACGAGAUUUACAGCGUGGUUCUGAGCCAAGUCCGGAAAGAGAUCUUUAACCCAGUGGGAAAGCCCUUGCAGAAUCCUGAGUUGAAACUGUCAUUCUCAAAAGAUCUGUCUUCGGUGUCGUCCAUCACUGAGAUUGGGGUGCACCUGAAUGCCUAUUUCUGGGAAGCCAGCAAACGUCUCGCCAACCAGAUCCCAUUCAUAAUUCAGUAUUUCAUACUCCAAGAGUAUGGCAGUUGCUUACAGAAAGCCAUGAUGCAGAUACUACAGGAGAGAGAGCACUAUUCCUGGCUGCUUCAAGAACAGAGCGAGACCUCUGCCAGGAGGAGAGUCCUUAAGCAGAAGAUUUACCGGCUGGCUCAGGCGCAGCGCGCUCUCUAUAAUUUCUGCAAUUAAAGGGGCUGGGUCCACGGAGGGGCAA
This is a messenger RNA of Leptonychotes weddellii (Weddell seal), 1695 nucleotides long. RefSeq names its product MX dynamin like GTPase 2 (gene MX2). Gene Ontology annotation, molecular function: GTP binding; GTPase activity; microtubule binding. NCBI's taxonomy places the organism in Eukaryota, Metazoa, Chordata, Mammalia, Carnivora, Phocidae. Gene Ontology annotation, cellular component: microtubule; plasma membrane; synapse. The record is from RefSeq and is a predicted model, not a curated record. Gene Ontology annotation, biological process: synaptic vesicle budding from presynaptic endocytic zone membrane; defense response to virus; receptor internalization.